UUUUGCUGAUGGUUUGAAAUGAAAGUAAGGUCGUUCUGGCAAACAUAAAUAUAGAUCCAGUGUAAUACUAAUCACGAAAUAAAAUGUGAAUUUGCAUCACAAAAAGAAGAAAAAUAUGAGUAACGACCUGUCUGUUUGGUGUGAAUUUGGCAUACUAAAGCGUGUCCCUCAAUUAGUCAAAUAAAGUAAAGUUCCAUCAUGUCUGACAAUGAAAGUAAAGCCCAAAAUGAUGAAAAUGAAGAAAAGGGCCCUCAAAUGCCUUUUUUUGUUGACUAUGACAAGAGAGGUCAAGCAAAGUGUAAAGUUUGCAAGCAAAAAUUUGAAAAAGGUGAGGUCCGCAUUGGGAAGUAUGGCCACAACCCAUUUGGAGCCGACACACCAAUGAAGCUUUACCAUCACAUUCCUUGUCUUUUUGGGGCAUUCAAGAAGGCUCGAGCUACCACUAAGAAAAUUGACGAUGUUCAGGAAGAUGUGGAAGGCUGGGAUGAAGUUAAGACUGAAGAUCGAGAAAAAAUCUUGGAUGCACUUAAAGAUUUCCAACAAUUCUGUAAAGAGAAGGGAAUCUCAUCCAAAGUGACACCAAAGGCCCAGAAGACCAAGAAAGCUAAUAACGCAACUCCUCCUGCUCCACACCUCACCCCCAAGAAAGAGGUGAAACAAGAAGUGGGAGCUAAAGAUACAGCUGAGAUGGAGCCUCAAAACAAGGACAACAGCUUCAGAGAGUUUCGUCGUCUAUGUGUUGCUAUUGCUGAACAGAAUAGCUAUCUUGCCAAGACUGAACAAAUUGAAGAUUUUUUCACAAAAGGCUCUGGCAAAGAUGUAUUUCGUGGGGAUCUAGAAUUAUGGAUCCGGCUGCUCCUGCCUGGAAUCAUAAAGCGCACGUACAACCUUCGGUGCAAGCAGCUCGUCAAGUUAUUCUCGCAGGUGUUUAACACAAACCAUGAGGAGAUGAUUGAACAUCUGAAGGAGGGCGAUGUGGCAGAGACAGUGAGCGUGUUUUUCGAACGCAGUCGCCGUGUCAAGCCUGCCAAGAAGAGCGCCAUCUCCAUCCACAUGGUGGAUGCGUGGCUUGCCAAGCUCGAGGGCAUGACCAAGGAGGAAGAACAGAUAGCGCACCUGUCGUCAGUGGCAGCGCAGUGCACCAGCAACGACCUGAAGAUGGUGGUGCGGCUCAUCAAGAGAGACUUGCGCAUCAAUGCUGGCGCCAAACCCAUCUUGGAUGCAAUUCACUCGGACGCUUACGCGGCGUUCCAGACGACGCGGGACUUGAGCGCCGUGCUGCGCCAGGUGCGCGAGAAGAAUGCGUCGCCCAGCGCCUUGCAGCGCUCGCUCAGCAUCAAGGCGCGAGUCUUGACGCCCGUCUUACCCAUGCUGGCAAUGGCAUGCAAGUCCGUUGAAGAUGCCUUUAAGCGCUGCCCCAACGGCAUGUAUUCCGAGAUCAAGUAUGACGGAGAGCGAGUACAGCUUCACAAGACGGGCUCCGAGUUCAAGUACUUCUCUCGCUCACUAAAGCCUGUCAUGGAUCAUAAGGUAUCCCACUUUUCCGAGUACAUUCCUGACGCGUUCCCUCACGCCCACGACCUGAUCUUGGAUGCUGAAGUCUUGCUGGUCGACACACGCACCGGCAACCCUUUGCCGUUCGGGACUCUUGGAGUGCACAAGAAAAACGAGUUUGAGGACGCUAAAGUUUGCCUUUUUGUCUUUGACUGUAUCCACUACAACGGAGAAAAUUUAAUGAAGAAACCUCUGAGCGAGCGUCGUGCGGUGCUGCUGCAGAACAUGACGGAGGUGAAGCACCGCGUCCACUUUAGUGAAAUGAAGGAAAUUCAUAAACCUGACGACCUGCGGGCCAUGAUAGCCCGGGUCUUGAGUGAGGGCUUGGAGGGUCUCGUGCUCAAGGAUAUCAAGAGCAUCUAUGAGCCUGGCAAGCGCCACUGGCUCAAGGUAAAGAAAGACUACCUGGAAGACGGGGCGCUGGCUGACACGGCGGACCUGGUGGUGCUGGGCGCGUGGUACGGUACGGGCAAGAAGGGCGGCAUGCUCUCUAUCUUCCUCAUGGGCUGCUAUGAUCCUGCUUCACAGAAGUGGUACACCGUCACGAAGGUGCACACUGGCCAUGACGACGCUACGCUGGAGGCGCUGCAGCAGUCGCUCAGCAUGACGAGGAUUAACUGCGACUACGACAAGGUGCCUGCGUGGCUCAGCUGCUCACGGUCCCUCACGCCGGACUGCGUUGUCAAGGAUCCCAAGAAGGCGCCGGUGUGGGAGAUUACAGGAGCAGAGUUCACACAAAACCAAAUCCACAGCGCCGAUGGCAUCAGCAUUCGCUUCCCGCGAGUCACCAAACAGCGGCCCGACAAGGACUGGACGCAAGCCACCAGUUUGCCUGAGCUCAAGGAACUAUUCAAGGCCUCGAAGGAAAAAGACUUCAGUGACAUCCUAGGUGUUCCUUCGUCUACCCAGAUCGGAGAAUCUUCUUCAAGUUCGUCUAAUGGAUCGGCGAAAAAACGAAAACGCGAUGACGAUGAAGAUAAGAAACCAAAGUUGGACUAUCAGGCGAAAAAACUAAGACUUGAUGACCAAACCACUGGAGAAAAUAAGCUUAGCGAUGAUGUGUCCAAAACACAAAAGCUUAAUGACGUCGCUGAAAUUCCUGAAGUGCAGGACCAGAAGAAGAUUAAGGAAUCUCGCGACAACGAUCGUGGGAGCAAGCGUCACAAGAUAUCUGAUGAAAGUGAUGCCGGUGAGUCCAUCAAGAGACAGAAAACCAGCAGCAAUAACACUAGCAGCAGCAGCAACAACAUUAGCGGUAACAGCAAAAUUAGCGACAACAGCAGCAACAACGCUACCAGCAGCAGCAGCAAGGAGAACGGCGUCAAGGAGGAGAAAAGGAGAGAUAAGCAUAAAAAUAGGAGCGGUGGCGACAGCAGCAGCGGUAGUAAGGACAAGGAAAGUCGUCAUCACAAGGAGAAGAGAGAAGGCAGCUAUAAAGUGAAGUGCCGGUACUGGCUUCAGUGUCACAACACGAGCAAGGAACAUCGCGACAGAUUUGAACAUCCUCCUCAAAAGAGCCUCAUCUCGAGGCCGCUGCCGGACGUGUUGUGCUCAGUCAAGGUUUUCCUGAAGGGCGACAUUGAAGAUAAAGAGAAGCUGGAACGAUACAUUGUAGCCUUUGGUGGGACGCUUGUGCCACAUCAUCGUCGGUCCGAGGCAACUCAUUGCUGCAGUGCCACAUCUCAGCCCUGCGAUCCCACUGAACAUUGCAGUGCUGUGCACACGAGCGUACAGUGGCUCUGGGAUAGCAUCAAGACUCAUCGUCUGCUGCCUGAAGCGUCGUACACGUCACCCCUGUAAGACCGUCCUCAUGCCUCGUGUCUAGCUAGGCUCCGAUGACCUAACUUUAGAUCAGUUAACCCUCUACCGCCGUAUGUCACUCUCCGAGAACAUACCUUUCAACUUAAAUUAUACGUAAACCAUUGAGUGAAGCAAGUUUUAAGUGAGUGAACUCACUUAAAACUUCACACAAACUAUUGAGUGAAGUGAGUUUUAAAAUUUUCGUAAGUGGCGGCAACCAUCAGUGCAAGUCUUUUUGC
Hyalella azteca is the source of this 3593-nucleotide messenger RNA. It is a transcript of the gene DNAlig3, whose product is annotated as DNA ligase 3. Lineage: Eukaryota; Metazoa; Arthropoda; Malacostraca; Amphipoda; Hyalellidae. Gene Ontology annotation, molecular function: zinc ion binding; DNA ligase (ATP) activity; ATP binding. Bases 199 to 3354 code for a protein of 1051 amino acids. The transcript has 24 exons. Gene Ontology annotation, biological process: double-strand break repair via alternative nonhomologous end joining; mitochondrial DNA repair; lagging strand elongation. The record is from RefSeq and is a predicted model, not a curated record. Gene Ontology annotation, cellular component: DNA ligase III-XRCC1 complex.